CGGUAUUAUCAGCUGGCAAUGUUGUCCAUCGUUGACGUAGACAAUUACUAUGAAAUGAUGAGUCGUGAAAUGCGAGAAACCAUUGAGCAACAAAUGGAAUACACUAGGCAAUUUAAUAGUUUGGCCAGCAUAGCAGGAAAAAUGUUUCUAGUUGUACAUUACAACGCAAUAUUGGGCAUUGCAUUAUAUAUGUUCGUGGCCACAUCACUUGGUUUAAAUGUUUUCGCUUUCGCUUUCUUAUUUAUGUCCCUAGCAUGGCUGCUAGAAUACUACAUCUGGUGUCAGUUGGUUGAUUCGCUUCAAGAACCGGCUAACUCCAUUGGGGAACUGAUUUACGAUAUAUGUGUCCAUAUUCCACAUAGCCACGAACGCCAUUCAGAGUAUAUUCAACUAAGAACAACUUUCAUGAUUAUUUGGAUGAAGACCAGGAAAGGAUAUAUUGUGAAUUGCUUUGGGAUGGUGAAGAUUUGUAUGCUUUCAUUUGUCAAUGUUGUAAACAUGGUUUUUACUGUACUGACUUUUUUGAUCAACAUAUCCUAAAUAUUGAAUAAUAAAAUUUGUUGAUUCUGAAUAGCGAAUUUGUAGCAUUUUCUCAUGCUAUU
Molecule: messenger RNA, 602 nt
Organism: Armigeres subalbatus
Lineage: Eukaryota; Metazoa; Arthropoda; Insecta; Diptera; Culicidae
Exons: 3
Coding region: 19-540 (173 amino acids)
Source: RefSeq, a predicted model, not a curated record